Molecule: messenger RNA, 1628 nt
Organism: Aspergillus ochraceoroseus IBT 24754
Lineage: Eukaryota; Fungi; Ascomycota; Eurotiomycetes; Eurotiales; Aspergillaceae
Product: fructose-bisphosphate aldolase FBA1
Exons: 5
Coding region: 221-1303 (360 amino acids)
Biological process (GO): gluconeogenesis; glycolytic process
Cellular component (GO): cytosol
Molecular function (GO): zinc ion binding; fructose-bisphosphate aldolase activity
Source: RefSeq, a predicted model, not a curated record
AUGUGAUGAUGCGGGGGUUUUCGGGACAGCCUGAGGCCAGCAACCGCGUCAUUUCUUUUUACCGCAGAAAAGAUCAAAUAAAAGAAGAUAAAUAAUAAAAAGAUCGUUAUAAAGUAGUUCACUAUUGACUAGUUAACUUGCUAAUUAUUUUACUCGGAAAGAUCGUUCAAAUAUCAUCAUCAUAACACUUCAUUAUCCCCACUACCCGCCAAUUGCCAUAAUGGGUGCCCUCGAGAAGCUGUCCCGCAAGUCCGGUGUCAUCGUUGGUGAUGACGUCCUCCGUCUCUUCGAAUAUGCUCAGGAGAAGCAGUUCGCCAUCCCCGCUAUCAAUGUGACCUCCUCCUCUACCAUCAUUGCUUCCCUUGAGGCUGCUCGUGACCUGAAGUGCCCCAUCGUCCUCCAGCUCUCCCAGGGUGGUGCUGCCUACUUCGCUGGCAAGGGCGUCAGCAACGACGGCCAGGCCGCCUCCAUUGCUGGUGGUAUCGCCGCUGCCCACUUCAUCCGCAGCAUCGCCCCUACCUACGGCAUCCCCGUCGUCCUUCACACUGACCACUGCGCCAAGAAGCUUCUGCCUUGGCUCGAUGGUCUCCUCGAUGAGGAUGAGCGCUACUUCAAGCUCCACGGCGAGCCCCUCUUCUCCUCCCACAUGAUCGAUCUGUCUGAGGAGCCCGUUGACUGGAACAUCGCCACCACCGCCCAGUACCUCCAGCGUGCUGCCCCCAUGAAGCAGUGGCUCGAGAUGGAAAUCGGUAUCACCGGUGGUGAGGAAGACGGUGUCAACAACGAAGACGUCGACAACAACUCUCUCUACACCCAGCCCGAGGACAUUCUCGCCAUCUACAACGCCCUUUCCGCCAUCAGCCCCUACUUCUCCAUUGCCGCUGGUUUCGGUAACGUCCACGGUGUGUACAAGCCCGGCAAUGUCCGUCUCCACCCCGAGCUCCUCAGCAAGCACCAGGCCUACGUCAAGGAGCAGACCAAGUCCAGCAAGGACAAGCCCGUCUUCUUCGUCUUCCACGGCGGUUCCGGCUCCAGCAAGGAGGAGUUCAAGGAGGCCAUCAGCUACGGUGUCGUCAAGGUCAACCUCGACACUGAUAUGCAGUACGCUUACAUGUCUGGUAUCCGCGACUACAUGCUCAACAAGAAGGACUACCUCAUGACUUCUGUUGGUAACCCCGACGGCGAUGACAAGCCCAACAAGAAGUACUUCGAUCCCCGCGUGUGGGUCCGUGAGGGCGAGAAGACCAUGAGCAAGCGUGUGCAGGAGGCUCUGAAUGACUUUGACACUGCUGGCAAGUUGUAAAAGAAAAAAAAAAAAAACCCUAAUAAUAUAUCAUUUCAUGAAAACACAUAAUUCUUAACACAAACAAAUGAUUUUUUUUUUUUAUUUCUUUUUUCUUUCUUGGGAAAUUGUGUCGCUUCCAAAGAGGAUUAAAACCAGAUAACUAGUACAUAAAAUGAACAGUGAAGACAUCAAAAGGGUUCAUAAAACUUUUGCUCUUGAAAUUUUCGAUAAUAAAUUGGUUUUACCGUUUGAGUCGAUAGAUUGAAUUCUAUAUUCUGACCCCCCAUGCAAGCCAUCUUGGGGAAUCUCCAUGACUUAAUUGGAUACCAGGGAAGAUAUCCAU